Molecule: messenger RNA, 2544 nt
Organism: Serendipita indica DSM 11827
Lineage: Eukaryota; Fungi; Basidiomycota; Agaricomycetes; Sebacinales; Serendipitaceae
Source: the annotation of a GenBank genome assembly
AUGACGAGCUCGCCAGCCAUAGCUCAACUUUUCACAAACUCAAACAUCAAACUAGCCAUCAAAGAGCUCUCUGAGGCAUGUGCUGACGAAGGCCUCAAUCUCGCCAAGCCGACGCUGACCUCCAUGACCAAAAUGUAUUCGAGCCCACGGAUUCAAGAGUGCAUGACAAAGGUCGCCCAGUCGAUGAAAGACGCAGGAAUAGAGCUCACAGAUGAGGACAGGAAAGCUAUGAUUGAUCUGCUGCGAGUUAUGAACCGAUUUCGGGAAAAUAUUGCCCGUACACAGAGAGAAUUUUACGCUAGAAGACAAGACAGCGACACGUCUUCACUUUCUUCGAUAUCUUCCGCAGAUUACGCUGAGGUUCAAGAGCGGAUAUCGGCCCGGCGUGCGCAACAGGCCACUCACCUUCACGACCCUACUGGGGAGUUCGAAACCAAGCAGGCCGUCAAGCCAAAUACCCCUGAGCCCACCAUGAGCUUGGAUGAGGCGGUAUCAAGGCCGUCCAAGAAGCGCAUAAGAGAUAUCUCUGAUGGCGAAUCCGACUACCUCCCUGGAGAUGAGGACUGGACGGAAAAAACUCUCAAGAAGAAGAAGAAGAAGGGGUCGUAUAGACCAUUCUGGUGGACGAAAAGAAAAGCCAAUUCACCAUUCCACGACUAUUCCAACGCCUACACCGGGAACAAUCGAGUUGCAGGACGACAUCUCUCGAGGUGUAUGGCAUGCGUUGCAAAGAAAACUGGUGAACCCUGUCGGUUUCGAGGUAUCAGAGCGUUUGCCAUUGAUAAUGACGGAAAGCCGUCUGGGCCACCAGUAUUCAGUGGCAUGAGCUUGCCUGCGCACGCACAGUCACUACCAACUGGACUAAUUUACCCGACAAAAUGGUUUGUUCAACCUUCAGUCGAACAGAUCAAUAGAAUCAAGUCAAGCGUUGCCCAAAUUUUGCUCCCAAUCCUGCAAACAGAAAAGCAAAAACUUGCCGGGAAGGAAUCUAUUACCAUCCACAGGAUGCGGGAAAUGGACGUAAGGGUUACCUGCGAUAGGUGUCUCACGUCCAUCUUCUCCGCUUCGUUCAUUUGUACCAAAUGUGGGCGAGACUUCUGUAUUGACUGCUACGAUGUCCUUGAGGCAUAUGGGAGAGCCAGCCCGAACGCUGAACAGCCAAGUCUCAAUCUACGGUAUCAGACUUGCGGUCCGUCGAAUAAGCCACACUUUCACACCUCGGAAGAUUUUCUGCCUGUGUCGAGAUUGGGAAUAGCAGGAAUUGGUCGCCAUAUCCGAGAAAUGGAAGGAGUUCUGACGGCUCUCAGCUCACACCGAACCUUUUCCAUCAACAAUCCACCAAGUGAUAUCACCGAACAUCUGGUGAUGUCGAAGGAAACACCUUUAGCUCAAACAUCAUCCUUGGAAUUGAAGACUGGCGGAACUCAACCUGCCACGAUUCUGAGCUCGGAGGCAUCGUUGAAUGCCGGUCCACAAACUUUGCACUUCCAGCGAUCCUUCCUUGGCCAAGAGUCAGGGCCUCAGCAAACUCCCUCAGACGCUGCUGGAGUUCAGUCACUUCCAAUCCCAUAUUUCCAUCAUUCGCUACUGGGUGAUGACGAAUUUCAGCGCCUGUGGAGUGCGGGAAGUACCAUCGUGGUCAGCAACUUGCUGGAGAAACUCAAAAUCGAAUGGACACCUGACUACUUUAUCCAGCACCACGGCUCUGAGACCUGCUGGGUUACUGACUGUGAGAAUGAGACUCGACAUCCGUCCAAUGUUCGUGACUUUUUCUCUCAAUUCGGAAACUACUCGACGAGAGAAGGUAGAAUACUCAAGCUCAAGGAUUGGCCACCAAGUGCCGAUUUCAGGACAGCGUUUCCCGCGUUAUUCGAGGACUUUCAUAGCAUUGUCCCCGCACCAAACUAUACUCGACGAGACGGCUUCUUUAACAUCGCAGCCCACUUUCCAACAAACAUUGUCGCCCCGGAUAUGGGCCCAAAAAUGUACAACGCAUUUGCUUCGGAUGAGGAAAAGUUUGGAUCUACCCGCCUUCAUAUGGACAUGGCAGAUGCAGUAAAUAUUAUGCUCUACUCAUCUCCUCGAGACGGAGAAGAGGCUGGAUUCGCUGUUUGGGAUAUUUAUCCUUCGGAAAAUGCCAACGAAAUCCGCGCGUUUCUGCAAGAAGAGUUCCCCCCGGAGAAAUGUUCCAUCUCGUACAUUGACCCAAUUCACUCGCAGUACUUCUAUCUCACCCCUCAACUUCGGAAAAGGCUUUACGAGAGGCAUGGAGUACGAGCGUGGAGAAUUUAUCAACGGCCUGGUGAUGCUGUUUUCAUUCCGGCGGGUUGCGCACAUCAGGUCUGUAAUCUAGCUGACUGUAUCAAGGUGGCAGUCGAUUUUGUGUCUCCCGAGAAUCUGGACCGUUGCAGUCGCCUUACUUCAGAAUUUCGGCACGAGAACGCCAAAUUGGCAUGGAAAGAUGACAUUUUACAACUAUCGAAUAUGUGCUGGUCCGCAUGGGAGCAUACGAAUCGUCUGGAGGGGGCCUCAACCCGACCAUAA